AUACAAGAUACAAGUGCGACAGCGACAGCAAAUACACGGCCGAGUGCAGUGCGAUUGCAGCGAAGGAGAAAAACCAAGGAAGUUGUUGAUUGCAGAGGCAGCCCAGACCUGCUAAAAAUUGAAAAAAAGUGAAACCGCUUUGUCGCGCACGGUUUUGGGGCUGAACAUGGCUCCAAGGAGCGGCUAAGAACACCAAGUUGAACUUCGGCUCGGCCUGUUUUAGCUAAAAACAACAAGCUACUCUAAAAGAACAAGACGGCGACUGCGACUGCGACGGCGACGGCCACUCCUUUUGUGUCCGACUCCGAGAUGUGUGCGUGUUCGUGUUCGUGUCCGCGUCCGCCUUUGUGUGUUUGUUAAAACUUGUGAUUGCUGAAUAAAUUAGGGCUGCAAAUAACGUAAUUAGCAGUGCGGGCGACUAUAAAAAGUGAAAAUCUUCUGCGUUUUCGAUUGUCUGCAGAAACUACAGCUACAGUUAGAGAUAAGAAGAGCUCACACACACACGCACACAUACACACGUAGAGAGCGCAGAACAAAAGUGUGCGUGCGUGUGAAUGUGUUUAUGACUCACGGCUGGCCAGUGAGAGGGAGUAGGAAAGAGAGAGCGAGAGUGGCUUGAGCUACCUACGGCAACAAAGCGAGCUCGAAACAACAACAAAUCCGCCGACUGAAUAGAAUUUCCCAAGUUCCCAAGAGCGGAACUAAUCGACGUUGAAGGAAAAAUUCCAAAGUCCCACACACACAGACAGGAACAGGACCAUGAGUUUCACCAAGUGGUUCAAGAAGAAGGAGCAGAUCUCGGAGAUCGGUGCCCCCACCAACUUCCAGCGGCACUUCCAUGUGUCCCGCAACCAGGAGACGGGCGACCUGGAGGGUCUGCCGGCCCCCUGGGUGCGGCUGAUGAACUCACAGAUCACCAGAGACGAGCAGGACAAGAAUCCGGAUGCGGCGUACCACGCCGUCAAGUACUACAACUACUCCAUCAAGAAGAAGGAGAACGAAGUCUUCAAGCCCUUCAUCACCGAGGACGUGAUCCACGAGGAGUCCAAAGAAAUCGAGAACUAUGUCAACUACAAGAACAAGCACAAGUCCCAGGAUCCGGAGAAAUCGGACGACGAUGGAACGGCCACAGAGAGCAGCAGCGGCUGUGGAUCCUCGGCGGGCAACAGCAACAGCAGCAGCAUCAACGACAGCAGCCAGCAGUCGGCGGUGCCACUGGAUGCCCUGGAAGAGGUAUUCAAGGAGCUGAAGUCCAGCCUGGAACACCGUGAGACCUUGAAGGCGACACCACCCUCGCUACAGGAGCCACCGCCAGUGCCGCCCAAGAAGUCACCGCACGCCAUGGCCCCCAAGCCACAAAUCAAGCCCAAACCCCGGGUUACUCAGAAGUUCUCGCGCGCCUCCGACCUGCGGCGGGAGGAGGACGGCGAACAGCCUCACAAGAUCAACACAGACACGAUCAUCAUCAAGCCGGCGGCCACGGGCCAGCACAUAGACGCCGGAGGCGACGACAACCCGGACGAGACGAUACUGCGCCGGUCGAAGGAGAAGCGGACGCAGAAAACCGACGCCGAGAUCUACGAUGAGCUGCGAGCCAUCUGCAAUCCCGAGGAUCCCCGCGAGCGAUACAAGACUACCCAGGAGGUGGGCAAGGGCGCCUCCGGAAUCGUGUUCAUCGCUGGCGACCUGCAGAACGAGUCCCAGGUGGCCGUCAAGACGAUCGACAUGAAGAACCAGUCCUCCAAGGACCUCAUCCUCACCGAAAUAAGGGUGCUGAAAGACUUCAACCACAAGAAUCUGGUUAACUUUUUGGAUGCCUACCUGCUGGAGCCCGAGGAUCAGUUGUGGGUGGUCAUGGAGUACAUGGACGGCGGCCCGCUGACCGACGUCGUCACCGAGACUGUGAUGAAGGAGCGCCAGAUCGCCUGCGUCUGCCGCGAGGUGCUCUAUGCCAUUAGCUUCCUGCACGCCAAGGGCAUCAUCCACCGGGACAUCAAGUCGGACAACGUGCUGCUCGGCAUGGACGGCUGCGUGAAGGUGACUGACUUUGGCUUUUGCGCCAACAUCGAGGGCGACGAGAAGCGCCAGACGAUGGUGGGCACUCCGUACUGGAUGGCGCCCGAGGUGGUCACGCGCAAGAAGUACGGCAAGAAGGUGGACAUCUGGUCCAUCGGCAUCAUGGCCAUCGAGAUGAUCGAGGGCCAGCCGCCCUAUCUCUACGAAACCCCGCUCCGCGCCCUCUACUUGAUCGCCGCCAACGGCCGGCCGGACAUCAAGAGCUGGGACAAGCUCAGUCCCAAUCUGCAGGACUUCCUCGACCGCUGCCUCCAGGUGGAGGUGGACCGGCGGGCCACGGCCGACGAGCUGCUCUUCCAUCCCUUCCUCAACGACUGCAGCGAGGUGAAGGCACUGGUGCCCAACAUCAAGGCGGCCAAGAAAGUGCUCCGUCGCAACGUAUAGUUGCUGUGCAAUCACCGUGCGGCCAGGCUGCUCUACGCGUGAUCGGUAUCGGGACUGGGACUGUGACUGGGACUGGGUACUGGGAUGGGGCCUGCUGCCUUUGUGAAUAAUGAGUUUUCAAUGUAAAUUUGUUUUGUGUGGACGACGCAACCGGAACCGGAACUGGAACAGAAUGCUGACCGUAGUCUUUGUAGUGUGUAUGUACAACCAUAGAAAUAGCGAGAUCAGGACUAGGACUCUGCCACUCCCCGUCGAAAUC
This is a messenger RNA of Drosophila bipectinata, 2719 nucleotides long. It is a transcript of the gene Pak3, whose product is annotated as p21 (RAC1) activated kinase 3. The record is from RefSeq and is a predicted model, not a curated record. Lineage: Eukaryota; Metazoa; Arthropoda; Insecta; Diptera; Drosophilidae. Gene Ontology annotation, biological process: protein phosphorylation; intracellular signal transduction; regulation of axonogenesis. Gene Ontology annotation, cellular component: cytoplasm. Gene Ontology annotation, molecular function: ATP binding; protein serine/threonine kinase activity.